GCGCGCGUCGGGCACGCGCCCGGCGCAGCUGCGGCGCCAGGUUGGGCGCAUCAGGAAAUCAGGGCAGCGGCGGCGCUGGCGAUUGGAGGCGCGGGCAGGAGCCCCGCAGACGCCGCCCAGCCAGGCGCCCGCACGCGGCCGCGGAGGCAGCGCGGCGCCUCUAUAAGAGCGCCCGGAGACGCGCAGCCCGCCCUCCCCGCCUGCUCGCCCCGUCAACCUCGCCCGCGCCGCCGGACGCGGGUGCGCGCAAGCCAGGGGGCCUCCCGGAGACGCGCCUCGUCCGUCCUUGCGCCGCCUGCCUCGUCCGGGAGUCUGCCGGCUCCGCUUUCCAAAAAGGAGCCGCGCGGGUGGAAAGAAGGACGGACUCGGUCGUUGCCGCCGCUGCUGCUUCUUGCCUGUCCGCCGCUCCCGCGCCUGCUUUGGCUCCGCGGAGCUGCGCGAGGAGGCGCCGCACGAUGGGCGCGCUGCCCGGCUGGGCUCUUGUCUGGCUGCCUCUGCUGCUGGCCUCGGCUCGCCUGCCCGCGGCGCGCGGUGAGUAGCCGGCAGCUAGACGGGGUGCGGGGCCUUUUCCACGCGGGUGCGGGGAAGCGCCGUGGGCGGAGGAGCCGGAGGAGGCACCGCGCGCCGGGAAGAGGCUUGGGGGUUCCCAUGGGUGAGGAAGGGGUGCGUCUAGGUGGGCGCUCCCUCCUCCGGGGGGUCUCCGGAUGGAAAAAGGUCCCCCCUCGGAAAAGCAUCCCGAGAAACGCAGCCCGACGCGCCGGAGCAGCCGCAGCCGCGGGCUGCUUCUGGGCACCCGAGGGGGGGGGGCGUCGCUUCGCGGGGGGCGUCGAGGGAAGCCCUGGCGAGGGAUGGACGGGAUCCCCUUUCCGUGCCACGGCCGAAGAAGCCGGCAGGCCUCGGGAGGAGGGGGGCAGGCAGAGGCUCUUUGUUUCCAGGGCUGCUGCUGCCGCCUCCACUCCGCCGGUGAAGAGAUCACCUGGGAUCUUUCCCCCAUUUCGCCCUGGGAGGAGAUUUCCAUGGCAGAGGGAGCGAGCAGCUGGCUUCCCUCUUGCUGCUCCCCUGUUGCUUGCAGAGUCCAUCCCAGGCGCGUUUUACUCAUUUCAAGACCCCGCUUUCAGAUUCUCUAAGCAAAGGGUCGCCAAACUCCCUAGUCCAACUAAUUGCUCUGGCUGCCUUUAUAGAUCAGGUGAACUGUUUGGUGGUCCGGAGCUCCGUCCGUAAGAUACCGGAAUGGGACUCGAAUGAAACAGGGGGACUGGGGGUGGGGGUGAAGCUUCUUGGAGUGCCGCCUUGCUCGUGGCCUGUGAACAAACCCCCGUGUUUUCUGCGCAAUUUGGGCUGACAUUUGGGUCUCCUCUGGUGGCAACUGCUCUCUGCUCUUCGAGCAGUGGCUCUGCAAAGGUUUAUAAGUAACACCUGGGACAGAAGCGUUUGUUUGAGUAGUUAAACUAUGAACCAGCCGCUCCCUAAAAUGACACUUUUUCAAAAUUUGCUUUGCUAACCUGAAGUGUGUGUGGCUUGAAGAUAAACGGGGAGCAACUGGAGAGUUAAAUGAGACUUUGAGUAACAGCUUCGAGAAGAGCCGCACCAGACAUCUCCAAUGAAGGCCAUUGGUGUUAAAGGGAUGGCUAUCCUGUUUAAGUAGGCCAGAAUAGCCUAUAACUGGCCCUUCUAGGCCAGAAAGGUGCAGCAGUGAAUUCAAACUGCAAGGAAGGAGAUUCUGACUAAGUACUGUAUUAGGAAGUUUUCUGACCAUAAGAGCUGUUUCGCAGUGGAACAAACUCCCUUUGGAAAUGGUGGACUUUCUAAGCAGAGGUUAGAUGUCUGUCUGGGAUGCUUUGAGAUUCCUGCACUGCACAGGGUUGGACUAGAUGACCCUCGGGGUCCCUUCCCGCGCCAUUAUUUAUUAUAUUUGUAUACAGCCCUAAACCCGCAGUUCGCAGUUCUACGAUUCUAAGUAUUGCCAUACUAUUACAGACAUGUGAAGGCAGCCCUGUUUGGAGAAGUUUUUAAUGUUUGAUGUUUAAUUGUGUUUUUAAUAUUUUGGUGGGAGCCGCCCAGAGUGGCUGGAGCAACCGGGUCAGAUGGACAGCACAUUAAUAAUAAUAAUAAUAAUAAUAAUUAACUAUGCUGUAGGGCUGAGCAGGGCACCAGCAGACAAAAUCUGCGACGACCCCAAACCUAAAUUCUAAAUUUCUGCUAAUGAAAACUGUAGUUGAGAGAAGUUCGCCUGAACUUUAUGGCUGCUACUGUUGCAUUUGGCCAUAUUUGCUACAAUAUUUAAACUGUCUCUUCCUUACUUGUUUCAUUUGCUUGGUCUUUGCCUCUUAAUCCCAUAAAGGUGAGAGUCUAAUAGUUGUCGCAAAGACUCAAAAAGUGACUGGAUACCUGAAUUCUUCAGAAGUACUUUGUGUAGUUAAAAUGUGUGCUGUAAACUCUAAACUUGGUAUAAUUAGGACAUUCUUGUCCUAAGGAUCUCCUUGCAGCUGGUCCUCCUAAAGGGGCAUGGCUAAGGCUUUCUUGGUUAAGGACCACAUUGUUAAAACCAGUCUUGGGGGCUACACUCUUGAGAACACCUAUAGAUGCACAGUCCCAUUUUACUAAUUCAGGGUGAAGUCUUAGAGAGAAAGCUAUGGCAGGGGAGGGUUGUCUGGGCAGGGAGGGGGCUGUUAGCUAUCCCUGGUGGGGCAGGGAUACCAGCCAUUCAGAUACCGCAUCACUGGCACUUAAAUAAAUCCUGCUUGAUUUGGGCACGUGCCAACUUUUAGAAGAGGUCCUCCCCUGGGAAUAUAAAUAUAGUCCCUGAAACUUUAUUUUAUAUAUUUUUGUUUCAUAAAACGUAGGUGCUCCUCGAUUGUGCAAAGAACAAACCAACCUCAAAGCAACCACUUUGAGAUUCUAAUUCACGAGGCCUUAAAUGUGUUGGCUCUCUAUUAAACUGGGUCACCGGCUAAUGCAUUCUCCAAUCAGGUGGUGAAUGCUUGUCACUUCUAUGUAGUUCAAUUUAGCAUUGGCCUACUACCAGGCUGAGGGACACGGGUGGCGCUGUGGGUUAAACCACAGAGCCUAGGACUUGCUGAUCAGAAGGUCGGCGGUUUGAAUCCCGCGACAGGGUGAGCUCCCAUUGUUCGGUCCCAGCUCCUGCCUACCUAGCAGUUCGAAAGCACAUCAAAGCACAAGUAGAUAAAUAGGUACCACUCCGGCAGGAAGGUAAACGGCGUUUCUGUGCGCUGCUCUGGUUCGCUAGAAGCGGCUUAGUCAUGCUGGCCACAUGAGCCGGAAGCUGUACGCCGGCUCCCUCGGCCAAUAAAGUGAGAUGAGCGCCGCAACCCUAGAGUCGGUCAUGACUGGACCUAAUGGUCAGGGGUCCCUUUACCUUUACUACCAGGCUAGUUCAUCAACCAUCCAAAUAGGAAGAUGCAGUUUGCAUUGGUGGUGGUAAUGUCUUUAAAAGUUUGUCAUGCCCGAGGCUGUCCUAAAAUCUAAGGAUUUAUAGCUGGGACCCUGCACAUAUCACCCCUUUCCCAAGUCUUCACUUCUCGGUAUCUAAUCAGGAAAUGCCACUUCCAGCCAGAAGUUUAUUUCUGAGCACUGACUGUACCUUAUACUGGCGAGCUCUGCUAGGAGGAGUUGACUUAGAUCACCACUUGCUGUUUUAGUGAGGACUAAAAUAAAUGCUCUCUACUAACCUUCAGGUGGCAAAAGUAAACAUGGAAAUGAUGCAACAAAUUAAGAAGAGUCUUGCAUCAUGCUGCACUUCCUUGGCCUUUACAAUGCCUGGAUCAUGUUUCACUGUGCUUCUAGACAGAUGAGCCUGACUAGAGCCUGCGCAGAAGAGAAUUUAUUCUUGUCCUUCAGAUCGGCUUGGGAGUACGUGCUGGGAGGAGGAGCACAAUUCCUCGCUUCUGGAAGUAAUAAGUUCAAAAACUGGAAUACAGUACUAGAUAAAAUUCAGCUAUUCUGAUUCUUUUGCAUGCCAGGCAGCACUUUCCUUACUGCAGUUUUACUUGCAAAAGGAAGCUAUUCCACUUUGUGGAAAGUGAGACCUGCUGAUGUGUUGUUGUUGUAAUAAUAAUAAUAAUAAUAAAUAGUAAUAAUAAUGCUGCAAUAUUUAUACACCACCCAUCUGGCUAGGUUGCACCAGCCACUCGGGGCAGCUUCCAACAUAUAUAAAAAAUAUAAUAAAACAUUAAAACUUCCCUAUACAGGACUGCCUUCACAUGUCUUAUUUAUCUCCUUGAUGGGAGGGCAAGGGCCACUACCGAGAAGGCCCUCUGCCUGGUUCCCUGUAACUUCACUUCUCACAGUGAGGGAACUACCAGAAGACCCUUGGCGCUGGACCUGUGUGUCUGGGCUGAGCAAUGGGGGUGGAGACACUCCUUCAGGUAUACUGGGCCAAGGCCGUUUAGGGCUUUAAAGCACAACACUUUGAAUUGUGCUCAAAAAUGUACUGGGAGCCAGGGAAGAUCCGUUUACCUUCUCGCCAGAGUGGUACCUAUUUAUCUACUUGCAUUUUGAGGUGCUUUUGACGUGCUAGGUUGGCAGGAGCUGGGACCGAACAAUGGGAGCUCACCCCCGUCAUGGGGAUUCAAACCGCCGACCUUCUGAUUGGCAAGCCCAAGAGGCUCAGUGGUUUAGACCACAGCGCCACCCGCAUCUCAUAAUAAAUAUAUUUUACAUAAUAAAAAUGGUAUCUGCAAGUGCUGAAAUUCCACUUAGCCUUCAGGGGGUGAUGAACAUCUUCCUAGAAUUAGUUGAUCCUAUGAACUUUGAGUUGAGACCCCAAAGGAACUUAACAAAGACAUCUCAGAGCAUUGCAAGAUAACUAACUUAAGGAGCAUAAGUUUUGGCACAUGGCACUCAGUCUGCUUCUUCCAUGGUGAUUUAUAUGGCGUGUGUCUGCACAUAGGAAUCCAGGAGGCUGAUCUGGCACACCUAACCUCUGAUAAAAGUCGCUUCACAAGUAAAAAUUCCUGGUAGUGUUCACAUUCUGUAUACUCUUCUGUAUGUUUGUGUAGUAUACAUGUUGGUUUAUUUUAGGCUUUAUUUUAGCAUUUUGGAACUAAAAAAUCUUCCUUAAAGAAACCCCAAGUAUGAUAUUACUUGCCCUCCCCCAGUCUUGAACUGCUCUUGAACUCUGUCUGCAUGUCUUCUCUGAUGUCAGUCUGUUCUCAACCAUCCCACUCUUCAAAUGCAUGCUUGCAAAGUCUUUUCAGGGUGACUCAUUUCUUAAUACUGGCCAUUGCUCCCUGUUUUGUUGACUCAGAAUUUGCUCAGCUACAUAGUGUGUGCCUUAUCUUCUCUUAGAUGAAACUAUCUGCCCAGGCGGUGUUAUAAUCUAUGUUCAGUGCUUGGUGGUUUGGCAAAAGUAUAGGCUCCCCAAAUAUUCAGUGGGACUUUCUCCCAAGAUGACAGCAAAACUUGCAUCAGUGAUAGAACUGUGCAUCUCAGCAUCUCCUUGACGCAUCUAUUGUCACCUGAAACCUGAACAACUGAGCUAGGCCAUAUUAACUUGUUCAAGAUGCAUGUAUAUGUAUCUUGGUCUUUUAAGUGGCUCAGUAUACAGUGGUACCUCGGGUUAAGUACUUAAUUCAUUCUGGAGGUCUGUUCUUAACCUGAAGCACCACUUUAGCUAAUGGGGCCUCCUGCUGCUGUCGUGCUGCUGGAGCACAACUUCUGUUCUUAUCCUGAAGCAAAGUUCUUAACCCGAGGUAAUAUUUCUGGGUUAGCGGAGUCUGUAACCUGAAGUGUAUGUAACCUGGAGCGUAUGUAACCCGAGGUACCACUGUAGUUAUAAUGCUCUAUUAAAAAAAGUAAAAUAGCCUGACUUUCAUGGACUAGAAAGCCAUAUUAAUACUCUUUCAGGUUGUGAUUGAGAGUGAUAUUCCAUGGCAAGAUCAUUACCCAUGGGGUCUACUUGCUGCUAAAGUGGACCUGUGGUUUAAGGGCUCCCCUUGUAGCUACAGGUGACAUGGGAUUCUGUGCAAAUGGGAGAGCUGUUCAGUGGAAGGAGGGACUGAAUCUACCAGUUCUCUUUUGCCAGCUUUCCUGCUAAAGACCAGCUUUCCUGCUAACUAGCCUCUUAGGAGACUGGUAAGUAUUGCAGGCUAGCAAUAUUUGUGGCCUUACUUUACUAACAUGGCUGGUUGUUAAUCUCUUUUUGCUGAGCACAAAAUAAAUCAAAGCUAGUUGCUAGUCAUAUCCCAGAAGAGUGAUAGGACUUGAGCUGUGUGAAUUAAGGAGUUUGUACGUUGGAGAAGGAGCAUCCCGUGACAUCUGAACAGAGGACGAUGCCAAGCGCUGACACUAAAAGCAAAGAAGCCUCGUCCAUGUGAAAGAAUGCAUUGGAUUGGUUAACUCUGAAUUACUGCUUCUGCAUCUAACAGGCUUGUUUCUUAAUUCAAGGUACAAGAGUGACUUGUGACGACUCUCAGUUCCAGUGUCACAACGGCCGCUGCAUAACGCUGCUAUGGAGAUGUGACGGAGAUCCAGACUGCACCGAUGGCAGUGAUGAACUGUCCUGUGGUAAGGAAGGUCUUGCAUGGCCACUGAGUCCGUAGUUGAGUAGCAAAGUAGCUCAGCAGGUCCUUUGGCCUGCCUCUGACAUGCUUUGAGCUUGGGUAGCUGGCAGCAAACCAUGAAGAACAAAAUGACUGCAGUUAGAGGUUCACGUCAGGCUUAUCAAAGCAUGCAUCCCUAUCAAGGGAGUCAGUUCUUUGGUUGCAUGUGGGAUGGGCCACUGGUUUUGACUAAGGCAAUUGGGCAAUUACUUUUUUCUCCCCCCCCCCUUCUUUGUUGAUAACAUUUUAUUGAUUUUCCAAAAAUAACAAAAGGGGGGGGAACGGGACAGAGAAAAAAAUCAUAACCAAAUUAAACCAUCAUUUUUGGUUGACUUCCCUCCACUCCCCCUCUUGGUUCCAUUAUGAUAUACUUGCUCAUGCACGUCCAUGAAAUCUUAUAUCCUUAACAAUCCAAUUUUAAAACCUUCUUCAUCUUAUUGCAAGUGACUUUUAAAAGUUAUACUGAUGUAAAAAUCUAUACACAAAGCUUAAAAAAUAUGCAUUAAACAGUUGCCCUUUUUAAUAAUAAUUUGUCCUGCACAGUUCAGUAAUUUAUUUUGCCAGUCUUCUUCUUUUUCUUCUUAUCUUCUUUGGCCAGGGCUUCUUCCUUCUAUAGGGGCUAGUUGGACUUGGCCUGGCAUCCAGUCCCACGUAUUGGAACAAAGUCUUUUGCUCAAACAAUCCAAGUCCUGUACAUCUCAGUAUCAUAACUUCAAUUUUUUUUUAACAACAAUCAUUUUCCACAUUUCCUUCAAAUCUUUAUAUGUCUUUUCCCAGUCCCAAUUACUUCUGUUUCUUAAGGCUCUGCUCAGAACUAUGUGCUUUGCGCCAUCUGACUUAGAUCAACCUGAGCCUUAAGUGUUGGCUUGCCUGACUCUUCUAAGUUGCUCCCUUGUUUAUUUGGUAAUGCUCAAUACAUAGAUAAACAACUUGUAGUCUCUUGGAGAUUCUGCCAUUCUCAGGAGCUUGGGUGCCAAUAGGCCAAGAGAGGGUCUUCUCUGUGGCAGCCCCUAAGUUGGGGGACUCCCUCCCCACAGAGGUGUAUAUUGCAACUUCAUUAUACAGUUUGGGGCAAAUGCUGUAGUUGCACCCCUUUCUCCUUUGACACCUGGGAAUGUUAGAUUUUCAAGACCCUGUUUUUCAUGAUUGUGUUUUUUAAAACUGUAUUUUAAAUCAUUGCAAUCUGCCCUGAGACCUUGGGGUGACGGAGAGGUAAUAAAGUAACAGGCAGUGAAGUGUAUGAGCAUCCUUUGGUGGUGGCUCGGGCUAUGCAAUGGCCUUCUUAUUGACGGCAGUCAUGCUGCGAUGUUCACUUCAACACAAGAUCAAAACUUACUACUUUGCCCAGGGACUUUUAUUGCGGUUUUUAACCAACCUUUCAUCUACUCUGCUUGUAUUCUAUGACCUCCAUAUGCAUUAUGAUUGAUUGUUUUUAGUGUACUGUAUACUUGGUUUUAUUCAUGCCUUUCUUAUAUCCUGCUCUAGUGUCUGUGUAGAUGAAAAGUGCUUUAAAAACAGCUUUUAGUAAUACAGUACUCAAUUUAGUGUUAUAUAGAGAUGGGGACAAUUGCAGUUCCGUCUGCAUAUUGAAGCGAGUCUUCCUAAUGUGCUCACCUCAGACACCUUGAUGGCUACAGAUUAGACCACAUAGUCAGUGAACCUCUGUGCACAAUAGGUCCAUGCCUUAUUAUUAAUUUUAUUUAUUCCCUGUCUGUCUGUCUGUCUGUCUGGGUUUCCCCAGCCACUCUGGGUGGCUUACAGCAUAUACCAAAACAUCAUAAAACCUCAAAUAUUUAAAACUUCCCUAUGCAGGGCUGCCUUCAGAUGUCUUCUAAACGUCAGAUAGUUGUUUAUUUCCUUGACAUCUGAUGGGAGGGCAUUCCACAGGGCAGGCGCCGCCACUGAGAAGGCCCUCUGCCUGGUUCCCUGUAACCUCACUUCUUGCAGUGAGGGAACUGCCAGAAGACUCUUGGGAGAGGACCUCGGGGUCUGGGCUGAACGAUGGGGUGGAAUUGUAUGGGGGAAAGAUGGCAUCACUGCCCAUGGCAGCAGCUGUCUUUUCUUCAUACAAUUCCUUGACUGCAUGUUGUGAGAGCAUUUUAAAACAAAUCUUACAAUGCAGCCACAGAGCUGCUCUAGGCAGCUAUAAAAUCUCAAAGGAGAAAAGGGCACCUCUUGAACCACCUCAUAGAAGUGUUGCUUUUGUUUGUUCAUAAAAUUAGGUGGGAUUUUUAUUUUUUAGGAUUUUCCCUUAAAAAGAAACCUGUCCAUGAAUUGGAUGAAAUGGGGCUGGUUUCAUAAAGAUAUGAACGACACAGGAUGGAAAUACGAUGACCGUCCACCCUGGGGUUGGGAACUGUUGUUGAAAGACCACUUGGGAAACAGAAAAUUCCUCCUCCCAAUGUUGAAGUGGAGCAAGCCUGCAUCUCUUGGAGCAACAGGACGACUAUGUCAUUCUGCCAACUUCUACUAUAGCUGCACCUCAAAAUAUCCUGCUAGAGGUUGCUACCACAUUUUCUUUGAGGUCCAGCACACACACUUAGCAUCCCUACCAAAUUUAUUCCAUACACAUCCUUUGGCACUUUGCUUCCUGUAUUCUUCGUGUUGAGGAAGUGGCCAGAAUCCUAACUAGGGUUUCAUAGCUAUGCUGUGACCUCUGCAACAGGGUAGCUACAAGGAGCAUGAAAUCCUGCGCACUGGUCCUGUGGAGGCCACUUGGCACCAUUAGCUGGGCUAGGGCAUCUGUUUAUUGGAGCAGUUGAAAGCAAGCGAUGGUCUUUUCCCUGACAAAUUCAGCAAAAUGCUACUUCCUUGCAGUGAAGAAGACGUGUGCCGCAUCUGAUUUCGUGUGCCUAAGUGGGCAGUGUAUACCGAACCGAUGGCAGUGUGAUGGGGACCCCGAUUGUGAAGAUGCGUCGGACGAGCGAUCUGAACUUUGCUGUGAGUAGCCGGGUCCUUAACUCCGCAAGGCAACUGCGCCACCUUCCCUUAAAGCUGGAGCCAGGGCAGGCUGCUUCCAUGCUUUUUCCAUAUGGCUGAGACAAAGAACCUCUUGCACUGAAGUUGCAGACAUGCUCUCAAGCCGUUGGGCAGGAGACAGGCAGGGGGGAAUUCGAAUUCAGAUCGCCCAUGUCUGGCCUACAAUCCAAACCUUCAUCUACUUUUGCUACAAGGCUAGGCUUCCGGAUUUCUGGGGGAAGCCAUGCUGGGGCCUUAGCCCCUUUCUCCACAAUUAAGUAAAACUUUUUAGCAUUAAACCAACCAUUAGCUAUAUAUUGGCAAAUAACUUGGCAUAAGCCAAUGCAUUAUUAACCGCAAACGGGGUUAUUGUGUUGUGGUAGCGUUUGGUAUUUGUUUUAAAUGUGUAAACAAGCAUCAAGCCAAAUCUAUGAAAUAUUAAAAAUGCAAGAUUCUCUUCCCCACUCUCCCCCACAAAAGGUUAAGCUGCUCAAGUCUUGCCUAAGAUGCUGAAAGGGAGAAUUGGCUUCCCCCUGUAGGGUUGGAGAUCCCUGAGCAGGGCAUAGACCAAGCCUUACUGGACUGGUACCUGCACUGACUUGCAUAGGAGCUUUUUAAGUAUUCCGGGUAUUAUUAUUUUUUUAAGUGAACUCUUGAUCGCUUCUCAAUAGACACAAGGAAGUGUGAUAUAGGGGAAGUCAGCUGUGGCCCUCAGUCAAGUCGCUGCAUCCCCGUGUCCUGGAAAUGCGAUGGAGAGAGCGACUGUGAUGCUGCUGAGGAUGAAGACGAUUGUGGUAAGUUCAUCAGGGCUGUGUGGGUGACUUGGCCGCAUCACACCCCAUAACACACAGGAAUUGUAUUAGUAUCCAGCCACGCAAAUGCACACUAGAAGCAGUGUUUGCAGCUGAUUUAGCAUCUUGAUAUGCAAGCAUCAGUUCCUGUAUCCAGUUGAGCUAAGCUUCAGUAAAAUGGUGGUUGUGGUUUCUUGUCUCUACUUAAAGGUGUGGGAAUGUUAAAGAAGGUAGGAGAGGAUAUAUCGUUUUGAGAUUAUCCCUCCUUACUCACGCUAAGUAAACAACAGAGCACAUUCCCUUUGCAACUUGUUGGAGUUGAUGAUUAGUUAGAAUCCUUUAAUUAAGCAAUCCAGUUUGGAUUGUCCAGCCUGGAUUGUUCCUGAUCAGUUUCCCCUUUUAUUUCCCUCUUAAAAUAAUAGGGACAUGGGUGGCGCUGUGGUCUAAACCACUGAGCCUAGGGCUUGCUGAUCAGAAGGUCGCCGGUUCAAAUCCCCGCAACUGGACUUAACUGUCAGGGGUCCUUUACCUUUUUAAAAUAAUAAUAACACAACACAGUCUUCUUUAAAAGUAAGAAUAAAGUUUUACUCACAUUCAGUUCCCAGCAGUAAUCUAAAGGUGGGCUUUAUCUUGUGGUUACAGUGAAAAGAAGUCUGAGCUACGUCUCAGACUUUCUGCUUGUGAGCUCCAUCCUCUGUGAAGGUUGAGCCAUGAGCUGGCUGAGAACCAGGAGAGCAAGAGACCAAGAGAGAGAUGGUUGCGUGGGCAGCCCUUUGAUCUGGUCUGCUAGGAUCAUGCCCAUCUAUCUGGGCAUGGGAGGAAUCACAGGGGGAGGAAGCUCCAGAGCAGGUAUGACAGGAUGUUCUUCCUGUCUGGAGCCACAUUCCUCUGUGUGUCCAUUCUAGGCAAUGGGAAAAUGUUGUACUUGACUGCUCUUGUAAUACUACAUCUCACAAAAGGGACUUGAGCAAAUCCCCCAGUAACAUUUUCCAGGGGUAGUUGAGUCGGGCUGUGCACAGCCCCCAGACCUGCCCCAUGGCUCCAGUCUUGGGGGCACUGGAUUCACUCUGCCUGGGGACCACCCCCAGCCCACCUUGGACCUGUUCCUAAGUAGGUGCAAGGCAGGCCAGGGGCUGGGGAAGGAGACCUCCUCCUCCACCACCUCCCCUCGGAUCACCCUCUCAUCUCUGCAGUUGAGCAAAGGAGGCCAUCUGGGUGGAAGGGUGGUGCUCUGAAGGACUUGUGUCACCCUCAUAUUGCCCACACGCCAGCUUUUGAGUGGAGGAGGGCAUCAGGCAGGCAAGCAGGUUUUCCUUCCUUCCUGCCUCUCCUUCCUGCCUAAUGUCCUACCCCUUGACAACCGUGGAUCAUUCUGGGCCAUCCCGUCAGACCUGUCAUGAUCCGUGGCUGCCUGAACCCAACUCAUCCAAUGCCAGAGUCCCUGGGAAUAGGCCCAGUUUGACUCACGCCUCAGCUGAAUCCAGGGCACAGCCCUGGUGUUGAAUCUCAGGCAGGGGUGCCACUUGUUCAAAGCAGCAAACUGUAAAGUACCGAGAAGAGACAAUGAUCUAAAUUAAAAUCUCUGCAUUUGCAAACUGCCAUUUUAUAUUAAAACAUGUAGAUAGCAACUUCAGGACUGCAGUGAAGAUAGAUGUUUUUCUUUCAGCAUGAAUUUUGCUAUUCACCAAUUGCUUAAGUUUCAAAAUGUAGCCUUAAUAAAUAACUCGGUUGCUACGGUACUAAAAUGCUCAUUAAUUUAGGUCCUAGAUGAAGUGGAAACUUAACUGUUAAACCCAUCCUCGUAGUGCUAAAUACAGUCGUACCUUGGAAGAUGAACAGAAUCUGUUCUGGAAGUCCAUUCGACUGCCGAAAUGUUUGGAAACCAAAGCACGGCUUCUGAUUGGCUGCAGGAAGUUCCUGCAGCCAAUCAGAAGCCACAUCAGAUGUUCAGCUUCCAAAAAUAGUUUGCAAACCAGAACAAACCAGUUUGCAGUGUUCGGGAGCCAAAACAUUGGAGAACUAAGCUGUUCGAAAAUCAAGGUAUGACUGUAUACUACAGUGGUACCUCAGGUUAAGUACUUAAUUCAUUCUGGAGGUCCGUACUUAACCUGAAACUGUUCUUAACCUGAAGCACCACUUUAGCUAAUGGGGCCUCCUGCGGCUGCCAUGCCGCCGGAGCCCAAUUUCUGUUCUCAUCCUGAAGCAAAGUUCUUAACCUGAAGCACUAUUUCUGGGUUAGCGGAGUGUGUAACCUGAAGUGUAUGUAACCUGAGGUACCACUGUACAGUGUAAAUCAAAACAUAUACUAGAGUUCCCUUGGUGUGCAAAAUUAACCUGAUCAGCAUAAUAUUUCGGUGGUUGGCAGUUCCCCACAGUGACUUCCUGUCAAGUGGCUGUGCCCAGUAAAUAAAAUUAAAAGCUGUGUUGUGCCUUCUUCCCCUUAGCCAACAUAACUUGCAACCCAGAAGAGUUCACGUGUUCCAACGGCCAGUGCAUCUCCAAAGACUUCGCUUGCAACGGGCACGAAGACUGCAGCGACGGCAGCGACGAGGCCGGCUGCGCUGCGCCCACUUGUCGAGUCGGUGAGUUCCAGUGCAAAAGCGAGAGCGACACUUGCAUCCCAGUGAACUGGGUGUGCGAUGGCGAACCAGACUGUACCGACUGGUCGGACGAGUCUUCGGAGCAGUGCGGCCACCAGCCGGUCCGGACCGUGAAAUGCGGGGAGAGCGAAAUGCUUUGUGACUCGGGAGACGAAUGUUUCCACAAGAAGUGGCGCUGUGACGGUGACACGGACUGCAAAGACGGCAGCGAUGAGAUCAACUGCUGUAAGUAGCAGACCGUUGGUCCGUGGAUGGCAGAAAGCGGCUCCUGGGCUCCUUCAGCUGUAAGCUGCAUUCUUGAACACCUUCUCCUCCCCCCCAGCUUUCCAGACAUGCAGACCCGACCAGUUCAGAUGUGAGGAUGGGAACUGCGUCCAUGGAACCAGGCAGUGCAAUGGUGUGAGGGACUGCAUAGAUGGAUCAGAUGAAGUGAACUGCCAAGUAGGUAAGUGGGAAGCAUCACGGAGCAGGGAAGAUGAUGGGCUGAGACCUGAAACCUCAAGAAAUGCUACGCAAAAUGCAAUCUGGAAUGAACUUGGUGAUGGCUCUGGUGACCUUCCUAUUGAAGGCUCUUGUAGGCCCGUAAAGGUAAAGGGACCCCUGACCAUUAGGUCCAGUCGUGGCCGACUCUGGGGUUGCGGCGCUCAUCUCGCUUUAUUGGCCAAGGGAGCCAGCGUUCAGCUUCUGGGUCAUGUGGCCAGCAUGACUAAGCCACUUCUGGCGAACCAGAGCAGAGCACAAAACGCCGUUUACCUUCCCACCGGAGCAGUACCUAUUUAUCUACUUGCACUUUGUUGUGCUUUCGAACUGCUAGGUUGGCAGGAGCAGGGACCGAGCAAUGGGAGCUCACCCCGUCACGGGGAUUCGAACCGCCGACCUUCUGAUUGGCAAGUCCUAGGCUCUGUGGUUUAACCCACAGCACCACCCGCGUCCUUAGUUGCAUGCCCAUAUAGUGCCUCAAUAUCAUCAAAGGGCAAUAUCUCGACAUUGAAUUAAAAAGGGGGGCUUAAGGUGUUGCUGCUUGUAUUUUUGUUAGUCUAGAUGUUGUGUGGUUUUUAAGUGCUUCUGUAUAGUAUAAGCAAUCGUGGGAAGGUGGCAUACUUUAAAUGGUAGAAUAUGUAUUAAGUCAACACCAAUAACAGUUUGUUGACAACAGCUACAGCAUUCUGAGCUUGGGACGACAGCUGUUUAAUGUGGUCCGUCUCUUCUCUGUGACCUCCAGCGAAUCAGUGCACCGGACCUGGCAAGUUCAGGUGUAGAAGUGGCGAGUGCAUCGAGUCCAGCAAAGUUUGCAACCAGAAGCAGGACUGCAAAGACUGGAGCGAUGAACCUCUCAAAGAAUGCAGUAAGUUGGAGGUAGCGUAGCGUGGAUUGUUGGCACCCGGGACACUUGAAUAAGUCUGUGUCUUCUUAGAUCUAUCAAACAAACAAACAAACCACCUUCCUUUCAAGGUUGGAACUUUAAACGUAGCUGAACCACAUUCAACAGCAACAUGCGUUCCGUGUCCUUUUUGAAGCCAGCAAGGCAAUGCUCCUUGCUACCUGCAUAUCACGAGUAAAGCAAUUUCCCCACUAGAGCAGUCAAGUGUCACACGGCUCUAAUGGGUCAUGUGCUAAUUCAACAACUCGGCCUCCAAUUCUCUCUCUGUUGCAAAAGACAUCUCUAGAAGGUUUAGGGAGGUAUUGCAUCAACAUCAGGGAAGGUAUUGCUUCUAAGCCAGGGGUCAGCAAACUUUUUCAUCAGGGGGCCUUCAGACCUUGUGGGGGGCUGGACUAUAUUUUUGGGGGGAAAUAUGAAUUCCUAUGCCCCACAAAUAACCCAGAGAUGCAUUUUAAAUAAAAGGACACAAUCAACUCAUGUAAAAACAUGCUGAUUCCUGGAUUGUCUGUGGGCCGGGUUUAGAAGGCGAUUGGGCCAGAUCCGGCCCCCGGGCCUUAGUUUGCCUACCCGUGUUCUAAGCACAUGAAGCAAAUCUCACAAAGGACUGAAUGGCCCUUCUCAUUUCUUCCAGACGUCAACGAGUGCCUCGUGAACAACGGAGGCUGCUCUCAUAUCUGCAGGGACCUGGUUAUAGGCUAUGAAUGUGAUUGUCCUGCUGGUUUUGAGUUGAUAGACAGAAAAACGUGUGGAGGUGAGCAUUCUGUGGCAAGAUGGUAUUCCUGAAACUUGCAUUCCUAUCGUAGUGCAAUGCUAAAUAGCUUUUCUCUUCCAGACAUUGAUGAAUGCCUGAACCCAGGUAUCUGCAGCCAAAUCUGCAUCAAUACAAAGUUGGGGUACAAAUGUGAAUGUAGUCGGGGCUACCGGAUGGACCCACAAACUCUCGUAUGUAAGGCAAUCGGUAAGCAGCUUGAGUGCUUCUGACACUAAGCAACUCUUCAUCCUGGUGUCCAUAAUUUUCCUCUUGAGGAUGUAAAGCAAUCGCGAACUCAUUUCCAGGCACCUUCCCAGAGCCUUGCGUCCCACCGAGAUGAAUGAAAGUUGUCCACCUUGCAAAAUGUCCCAGGAGGACUACUGUAAUUGACAUUGGGCGCCCCUGGUUGCCUCUGAAGCCGAAUCAGUUGGGAUCUGAAUUCCUGAAAUGCGUAAUGGGAAUGAGGAGUCAUGAAUGGCUGAGCAGAGCCUGCAGAUGGGGGGGGGGAUGUCCAGGGAGGAGCUUGUUUGAAAGUGGGUGCUCAGGGUAAAAACCUAUUUCUGCACAUCUGGCUGCACACUUCACCUACUAAUCUAUUAUUGCAGGUGGAGAACCAAGUUUGCUUUUUACAAAUCGCUGGAACAUCAGGCAGUUUGCCCUGGAAAGGCAGGACUAUACCCAGCUAAUUGGAGACUUGAGGAACGUGGUGGCUUUGGAUGCGGACAUGGCUGAGCAUGCCAUCUUUUGGGCGGACAUUGGCCCAAAUGCUCUCCUCAGGUAAGCUUUUUCCAUGCAGGUGAUGGAACUGCAGAGCUGCUUGCAUACCUACCUAAAGAGUAGCAACUUUUGACUUGGCUGACUAGCAGUUAGAUCACCAGUAGUCUCCCCUUAAGACUAUGCAGCUUAUUUUUUUGGUGAAGACAAUGUCUUGUACGCUACUCUCGGCCUCAACUUGAUAAUGGAUAAUCAACAGCCCAGCGUAGGCCUUUCAGGUCACCCGACACCCAGGUUCAGCUGAAGAACAGACCCUUGGAUUUCUUUUGGGGGAAGUAUAGAGGAAUAGAAUAAUAGAAUUAGAGUUGGAGAGGGACCCUGAGGAUUGCCUGGUCCCGUCCCCCCCCCCCCCGCAAUGCAGGAAUAUGAAGCUGUCCUAUACAGGGAUCGAACCUGCAACCUUGACGUUAUCAGCACCAGGCCCUAACCAACUGAGCUCUCCAGUGCUGGCUGCUACCAUAAAGCACAAUCUACUAAACAGCGCUGUGCAAAAUUUUGUACUUGGAGAGAACCUUCUAAUAAUGAGGGCUCCCUUAAGGUGUUGAGCUACUAUGCCUGUACAGUGGUACCUUGGUUCUCAAACACCUUGGUACUCAAACAACUUGGAACCCAAACACUGCGAACCCAGAAGUAAGUGUUCCGGUUUGCAAACAUUUUUGGAAGCUGAACGUGCUCUGUUUUGAGUGUUACGCUUCCAAUUUGGGUUCCACACUUCCAUUUUGAGUGUUACGCUGAGGUCUGUCUCUCUUUGCUAUUUAUUUUACUUUUUUGACUUUUUGUUUUCUUUUUGUGACUGUUCAGCUACUGAUUGAUUGAUUGAUUGAUUGAUUGUGUGACUGCAGUACAUUGUUCAUUGCUUUAAUUUUAUGGAUCAGUGGUCUUGUUAGAAUCAGUGGUUCUCAACCUGUGGGUCCCCAGAUGGUGUUGGACUACAACUCCCAUCAUCCCAGAGCUCUGGCCUUGGUAGCUAGGGAUGAUGGGAGUUGUAGUUCAACAACAUCUGGGGACCCACAGGUUGAGAAAGGCUGCAGAUAGUAAAAUUCAUGUUAAAUUGCUGUUUUAGGGGUUGUUUUUAAAAGUCUGGAACGGAUUAAUCUGUUUUGCAUUACUAUCUAUGAGAAAGCGCACCUUGGUUUUGGAACAGACUUCCGGAACAGAUUAAGUUUGAGAACCAUGGUACCACUGUACCCAGUUUCAAAAUGGCUAUCAACUUAGCAAGACGUCACUAACACAGUUGAGUUUCAAAUGCAGCUGAGCAGAUACGUGAGCAAACUAAAAGUCCUGGGCACCUGGUUUUGCUUGGUACCAGGCACACAGACCCUGGAGGGAAGCCAAGCUGAAACCUUACUGUGUGUGACUGCCAAAACAUACUAGAUGGCAAGUUUGAUGGCCAGAAUCAAUUUCCUUAGAUGGGUGGCCUUGGGGUGUUGUAGCCACCAUCUCAGAGUCUCAAUUUGUAGAUCAGGGGGUUAGUAAUCUCCAGCCAAUAGGCCAAAGAUGCCUCCAGCCCUGGGAAGUCUCCUCAGGCCAUGUUUCUGAUCUGCAUCCUCCAUAGCUUCUCCUUAAUUUGAAUGUACAGUCAUACCUUGGGAUAAAUAUGCUUCAGGAUAAGUAUUUUCGGGUUGUGCUCCGCGGCGACCCGGAAGCAAUGGAGCGUGUUACUUCUGGGUUUCGCCGCUCGCGCAUGCGCAGUCAAAAUGAUGUCAUGCGUGGAAGCGGUGAGACACGACACGUGCAGACGCGCAGUUGCUUCUUACGUUGUAUUCAUGAUGCGAAUGGGGUUCCGGAACAGAUCCCGUUCACAUCCUGAGGUACCACUGUACUGUGGAACUGGGCUGCCUCUCGCUUGACUUGGUGGAAAAUGUGUUGUGUGAGGAUCUCCAGCUUUUGCACGGUUGGAAAACAGCCGACUGCACAUGUGAACAUUCCCUGCAUGUAGCUCUCAGUAGGUUGUCUAUGAGGAAAAGGUACCCCUUAAGCUGCAAGCUUGUUCUAGCUAAAUCUGAGUCUAGGAUUAACUUGGAGCCCCACACACUGGGUUUGGGGCAGUCUGUGCAGUGUAUCUAUUGGGGACUCAACUUAAUGAGAUCUUUCUUCCCAGCACCUCAAUCACUUCUAAUAACAAGCCACUACAGCACCGCCGGAUCAUAGAGAAUGUGCAGAAUCCUGCAGGAAUUGCUUUUGACUGGAUAUACAAGAACAUCUACUGGACGGAUUCUUCUCUCAAGUCCAUUUCUGUGGCCAGCCUGAACGGUGCUAAAAGGAAGGUCCUCUUCAACACGGACUUAAAAGAGCCCGCCUCUCUUGCUGUGGAUCCCCUUACUGGGUAAAGAAUGUUUAGAUGUCUGAGAUCCUCUUAAUUGAAUAAACCUUGAUGAUUUUUGAGGCUCUCUCAUAUAACCUAUCCUCACAAGGGUGCAACAUUCCAAGACGUGUAGCAGCACUUGCAGGAGAGAGAGAGGAAACCCGCAAUUUGAGAGAACAUUAUUGAGGAUUCCAUUGGGGAAUCCAGAAAAGACAGCAAUAACUUGCUUCAUAAACUUUUAUAUCUUUGCCAAUGUAAGCACAUCUAUGUUGAAUAGACAGGAAGUGGUACUGGAAGAAUUGCUAGUAACUUAAUGCCAGAGUAGCUGCCCAUGAUACUUGCCCAGGCAUAGGCAAACUCCAGCCCUCCAGAUGUUUUUGGACUACAAUUCCCAUCAUCCCUGACCACUGGUCCUAUUAGCUAGGGAUGAUGGGAAUUGUAGUCCCAAACAUCUGGAGGGCCGGAGUUUGCCUAUGCCUGUAUUUGCCCACCCCAGUUGAGAAGGGACUGCUUUUCUAGGCUUGAUCUAUAUGCUUUGGUGCAUUGUGCAUUUGUGCAACGAAAGAAUCACCCUGAGGGAAGAUACCCGUCCUUUCUGUAAUUUGGUACAAACAGGAACUAGGGCUGGGCGAUACCUGCUUUCCAACCUUGUAAUAGAUCGCCAGCUAAACUUUGCGAUAUGGCGGUAUAUUACGACGUUGGAAGAGAGGAAGAAAGCAGUUGCCGGCUGAGGAGACGAUGGACGUCACCAUGUGUAGCUUCUACCUCUUGCUGGUGAGGCUGGGCAUGUGGCACUGCCCCAGGCAGAGCGCAUCAGCUGGGGCACUGCCGGGCACUGUGGAGCCACUAGCCUCUCCGGAACCGCCAGCCAUGGCUCGCUCUGACCAGAGUCUCUGUUGGCCACCAGAAGGCACCAUUCCACUCGGCACGAGGAGGGGUGGAGGGAGGACGCAGCCUGCUAGCGCUCCCGCAGCCAGGGAAAGGAACAAAGGCACGGGUGGCAGACAGGAAAGUCCCACUCGUGAGGCGGUUGGCUGGGCUGCGGAGGGAGGGGGUGGACCAGGCGACCCAAUUGCAGGGUGCGAGGCUCACUGCAAGUGAGGCGAGCAGGGAUUUGUGAUGCAUUGCGUGAUCAGAAAUUCCAAACUUGCUCUUGCGAUUUUUAACUUUAAACCGGUUUUAGACAAGACAUCGCCCGGGCCUUGCCAGGAACUGAUGCAUAAAAAGGCCCAUUAGCCAAAAUCAGCCAAAGUUUUGAGGCGAAACUCUAGUGAGUGCAACUGCUGAGGAAGAAACAUGCAAAAUGAUCUAGGCAGCCGAGUCGACUCCUGACAGUUUUUACCUGGUUUCUCUUACAGCUUCAUGUAUUGGUCUGAUUGGGGUGAACCAGCCAAAAUUGAGAAAGCAGGGAUGAAUGGACUUGACAGGCAACAACUUGUGACAACAGAUAUUGAGAGGCCUAAUGGGAUUGCACUAGGUAUAUAAAUGUUCUUCCUACCGUGCUGGAAUUCCUUGUUGAAGGAAUUCUUGGAGUUGGAUUAAUUGGGAUGAGUGCCUUAAGGGUGUGAAAGCAAGUAGUCUUCUGGGAUGAACUGCUUUGGGCCAGAACAUGAUGAGACCUUUCCCCACCCCAAAUCAAGCCAAUACCCAGCCUUGGGGGUAUUUGACAUGCUUCCAUGGCUUCUGUCUAUGAUCAUUGCCAUUGACUUCAGGAUCCUGUAAUCUGCAUUUUGUGGUGCCUUAAUUACCCAUUGCAUAGCCAAGGACGCUACUGCAAAACUUCCUUAGAAAUCUAGGCUUAGAAGUGCAUUUAGGCAAGCUCUUGUCAAAACUUGGCUGCAUUCUGAGAUGUUUUCUCUUCAGAUCGUGUGAAGAAUCGUCUCUAUUGGGUUGAUUCUAAGCUGCACAAGCUGUCCAGUGUUGAUCUGAAUGGGCACGACCGAAGGAUCGUGUUGGAAUCCCAUGAAUUCCUUGCUCAUCCCCUUGCUCUGACAAUAUUCGAGGUAAGAACCAAGGUCUCAGUGAGAGGCAGCGUGGCUUAAUGGGUAGAGUGUCAGGUUGUGACCUGGGAGACCAGGGUUCAAAUUCCCACUGGGCCAUGAAGCUCGCCGGCUGACCUUGGGCCAGUCAGUCACUCAGUCUAACCAACCUCACAGGACUGUUGAGAGGAUGAAUUGGGGAGGGAAAAGAGCCAUGUACACCACAUUGAGCUUCUUGGAAGAAAAGGUGGUCUGUGAAUGUGAGAAAUAAAUUAGCAAGCUAAGAGUGGUGACAGGUCAUUUGAGCUUCAGAAAUGCUGUUGUCUUCCGUGAUAAUGGAGCUGGGCCAGGUGGCUAGUGAACUAAAUUGCUGCUGAAAGGUUGCUCCAUUUAACUUGACUCGUGGAAUUUGAUGGAAAACAUGUCUGGUCCUCACUUGCAUUCUUUUUAACUUCAGCAGUUCAAAGAAUAAUCCUUCAGUCUGAUAUAACCACCUUCCCCCCCCCUCCAGGACACCAUUUACUGGACAGAUGGUGAAAACGAAGCUGUGUACGGUGCGAAUAAGUUUACGGGCGCUGAGCUGGAAACCGUAGUCAACAACUUGUAUGAUGCUCGGGACAUCAUUGUGUAUCAUGAACUUGUACAGCAAUCAGGUAACAGGAGUCAUCAGGUGCAGUGCAAGAAAGCUCUCAAGAAGCUUUCCGGGCCAACUUUUAAAUGCCGCCUGAGAACUUCUCUUCCACCAGGUCUAGGCAGGCAAUUAAGGGUACAUCUCCCACAAUACAUUGCAGCCAGUUGGACUUGAUCAGGCAUCUCAAAACUCAGCCCUCCAGCUGUUUGGGGACUACAAUUCCCAUCAUCCCUGACCACUGGUCCUGUUAGCUAGGGAUGGUGGGAGUUGUAGUCCCAAAAAUCUGGAGGGCCGAGUUUGGGAAUGCCUGGACUAGAUGAUCCCUUCCCUUCCAUUGCUUACUACUUGUUUUUAACUUUUUUUCUAAUCUUCAUGGUUUUAUAUUGUUGUAAACUGCUGUGGUAUAUAUUUAUGGUAGGUAACGGUAAAGGGACCCCUGACCAUUAGGUCCAGUCGUGGCCGACUCUGGGGUUGCGGCACUCAUCUCGCUCUAUUGGCCGAGGGAGCCAGCGUACAGCUUCCAGGUCAUGUGGCCAGCAUGACUAAGCUGCUUCUGGCAAGCCAGAGCAGCACACGGAAACACCAUUUACCUUCCCGCUGAAGCGGUACCUAUUUAUCUACUUGCACUUCGUGCUUUCGAACUGCUAGGUUGGCAGGAGUAGGGACCGAGCAAUGGGAGCUCACCCCAUUGUGGGGAUUCGAACUGCCAACCUUCUGAUCGGCAAGUCCUAGGCUCUGGGGUUUAACCCACAGCGCCACCCGCGUCCCGUGUAUUUAUGGUACAGUGGUAUAAAAAUACUUUCAGAAAUGAAUCUGUUUAAAGUUGCCACAGUGCAUCUGAGAGGGAAGUGAAUGGUUGGCCCAAAUUCUGCCUUCAGUCAUCCAAGUUCUGACUGUAACUUGCUCUCAGUCCAUGGUUUACUUUGGCAACAGUCAAGGGACAAAUAGCAUCCUAUGCUAGAAAGACUCUCUGUUCUUGCAUUUUCUCUUGGAAGACACUCCCAUUAUAGGAAGAUGAAACACCAUGUUGAGUAUAGCCUUGAUUGCAAGCCAAACGUUGCGAUGGCUCACCUAGUAAGCUGAUCACAGCCUUUGCCGUCUUGAUGGAAGUUUAAGUUCUGAUACGAGAUGAACAUGCUUGGAAACGUCUCUCCGCAGGAAAGAACUGGUGUGAAGAUGAGAACAUGACAAACGGAGGCUGCGAAUAUCUGUGCUUGCCUGCUCCCCAGAUCAAUGACCGUUCGCCAAAGUAUACUUGCAUUUGUCCUGAUGGUGACACGUUGCAAGAUAAUGGCUUAAGAUGCAGAGGUACACUUGCAUGCUCCUUGGAGUUGCGUCUCGUGAGUCUUUGCCCCAUCUUGUGCAUUAAUACUGUCCAAAAUGCUUCGAUGUGGUCAUUCAGCGGCAUAUUCUGGCUGGCAUCUACAUACUCAUGGAUUUCACAAGCUAUAGUAGGCAUCUGUUAAAUUCAGAUGUCGUCCUGAUAAUAAUUGCAGCAAUGCAUUGUGAGCUGCCUCAAUCUCCUUUUCUGCCACGAAUUUGAGACGGCAUUGGACAAAAGAUAAUCUCUGCAGUGGGAUGUAUGCUGACAUACAACCUACUGGGAGGCAAAGUGCCUUGAAAAAGCAAGCUCUGUUAAUCCAGAAUGCUAGUUCUAGGUGGGAAAGGUUUGCUAGUUGAAGUAUGAAACCUCACAUAUCAACCUACUAUAGCAUCUCUUGGAGUGCUGGGUAAUUGGCAUUCCUAAGAGCAAUGUGUUCAACUGGUCCUGCAGCUUGCUUCUAAGCAUAACAUAGCUCAGACUUCAGCCUUGGCUUUUAUUUUCCAGCAUAGUUCUGAAAUACAUUUGACCUCUCGACCUCUUAUUUUAAAAAUGCAAAAAAUUUAAAAUGGCUUAAUUGGCCAAGAGCUAGAUAACUUGAGCUUGACUUUCUAAGCAUUUAAGAGCUGAUCUGAUGACAGAUCUACUGUGUUACGAAGCUGCAGCAGACGGCUGACAUCUUGCAAUCCACAGCUAAUUUGAGACAUGCAUGAACAUGCUCAUCUGUAGAUGCGCCACCUCCACAGAACAAGGACCCAGUCAAUCCUGGGCUUCAAAGUUGCUGAUCUAUAAUUUCAGGUACAGGAGCUGCUGAGGCAAAAGAGAACAGCAGAACAGAAAAGCCACCUGGACCACUUUCUGGAGGUAUUGGUCCUAAUGCAGCGUGCUGGUGGUGGAGCAGAAUAAGCGAAGGAUCACACCACUUCUUCUCAGUGCAAGGGGGGGGCACAGAGGUCUUUUUGCAGACCUUGCGUGUUUGGGUUAUUCCAAGGAACACUGGGCUAAGCUCAGGGCCAGAUUUAGGUUUGAUGCGGCCCUCAGCUCCUGAAGGUAAUGGGGGGCCCCUUUAUAUGUUCAGCUGUCCUUUGUCCACAACAAAUUGUCGCUGUUUUUUGUGUUGAAUAUAUGCUAUAUGGUAAUUUAUGGACCUCAUAGGUAUCUCAAGCCAUUUGCACAUAACAAAAUAUGUAUGUUAUCAAAGUAAUUGAACUGAAAUAUAAUUAAGAAGUAUAUUAAUAGUGAAAUACAAUUAAGAAGGGUUUCGGCGGUCAUGCAUGCACAGAAGCGCCGAAUCGCAACCCGCGCAUGCGGAGACACGGGGUGCGAAUCGCAAGCCGUGCAUGCGCAGACACGGGGUCCGCAUGGAUCACGUUCGCAACCCGAGAGUCGACUGUAAUGCAAACACAUUGGCACCUUAGAGACCAACUAAGUAGUUCUGGGUAUAAGCUUUCCUGUGCAUGCACACUUCUUCAGAUACCUUAUACCCAGAACUAACUUAGUUGGUCUCUAAGGUGCUACUGGACAAUUUUUUUUUAUUUCGUUUGCGUCAGAGCAACACAGCUAUCUACCUGAAUCUAUGGUCUGGAUUGACUUCCUUUCCUUGAUAAGGAAACAGCUGACAACAGGCAUUAUUCCUAGCAAUUGCUGCAGUGUAAGAAUAAUCUAGGAUCACCCCCAAACUGCAGACCUCAAGGGAGAGUGUGCAGACACUUAGAGGCCUCUAGACGCCCCCCUCCCAAGCAACAGUAACUUGGUCUUUUCUGUCCUAAGCUUCAUGCUACCAUUUCCCACUCAGAAUUGGGUAGGCCUUGGAGCCUUCAGAGUUGAUACUUCUCUUACCUGAACUGGAAUAUCCCCUUCUAACUCUGGCCAGCAGAGCUAUUGCACCAGGCAGUGAUGCCAUGAUGCAUUGGCCAAUAUCCUAAAACAAGCGGAUUUGUGGCAGCGCACCUCAAUUUUUUGAGUGGGAACCAGCUUGGCAAGUGGCUCAUUUCUGUCGGAGCUGUGGGAUGGAAAGCCAGCUGGCUUGGCCCCAGCCCGAACGUCUCCCUUCUCAGUCUUGCUGCUGCAAAGAUCAAUCAGUCAUCCUCCUCCGACGUGCAUCCGCAACUCAUUCUGCUGUGCAUGCAAGAGCACACAUUACUCAGCAGAGUAAACACACAACAGAUCAGGCUCGAGGCAGGGAUACUAUACUAAACUACGCAUUUAUUAUACAUAAAUCAGGACACAGAAAAACAUGGCCUUUCUCCUUGUCGUUCUUCUUGGAGAGAGAGAGAAAACAAAAGCAAUACAGAGCGGAUGUUCUGCUCACGGGACUCCAGCAAUCUGUGCUGGAAUGUAAACAGACAUGUGACAUGUAACAAUCUCACAUAUCUGCAGCAAGGGUGGAAUGGAAUUUCCAACAAUUUCCUCCACCAAAGUUCAGGCAACUUUUCUGCCUCGCCUAGCGUUUAAACUGUUUAGUAGACAAAUCUUUCUACCAGAUGUGGGAACCUUUUAAAACACUUAACUGGGGUUGCACUUGGGAGUGAAUGAAAUGGCUGUUUCUUUCUUCCUAGGACAAAAUCUAAGCAGUCCAGUUUCAGAAGAGCUUUCUUCAUCCAGAAGUUCUUCAGCAGCAUGGGCCAUUCUUCCCGUAUGUAAGUAGAAGAUGUUGCCCUGAAAUCAUGCGAGGUAUUUUCACUGCACCUCCCUCCUGAUCAAGGGGUCAAUGGCCACCCCCAUGUUCAGGGAGAGGGCUGGGCCCCCUUAAAAUUCCUUGGCAGCCUUGUGUGCAUUCCAUGGAGUGUGCUCAUGUCACAUGCACAAGCCACGGGGUGUGCACAUGACACGUCCACAUGCUGACAUCAUGCAUGCAUGCCCCACUGAAGCCACGCAGUCGCAGCCCCCCCAGUCAUGGGAGCAAGGUGGCACACUUGCUCCUGAUGAUGGCUGCAUUCAACUUAGGCCACCAAAGGCUAUUCAGCAGUCUGAGCUGGGCUAAGAUGCUCCAGAGGAACAUCACCUUGCCAUUUCUUUCAGUGUUGUUGACCAUGGCAGCGGCAGGCAGCUACUUCAUGUGGCGCAACUGGCAACACAAGAACAUGAAAAGCAUGAAUUUUGACAAUCCGGUGUACUUGAAAACGACGGAAGAAGACCUCUCUAUAGACAUCGGAAGACACAGCGCUUCAGUGGGCCACACGUAUCCAGCUGUAAGUGAAGGGGGUGGAACUGCAGAAGAUAGUAAAUAUUAGGCACCAGAAAUAAGUGCUCCUAGAAUGGUGUAGCAGAAUAUGGCAUCACUUCCCUGUCAUAUCUGAAGCAGUGGUGCCAUCAAUGUGUUGUCCUCCUGACGUGUCCUCCUGACGCAUAAUCCCUGGCCUGUGUGGCCCCAGGGGUCAGGGAUUAUGGGAAUGCAGGGCACUACAGUGGUACCUCGGGUUACAGACUCCGCUAACCCGGAAGUAGUACCUCAGGUUAAGAACUUCACCUCAGGAUGAGAACAGAAAUCGUGCAGCAGCAGGAGGCCCCAUUAGCUAAAGUGGUACCUCAGGUUAAGAGCCGUUUAAGGUUAAGAACGGACCUCCAGAACAAAUUAAGUUCGUAACCAGAGGUACUACUGUAUAGUAACUGCCUUAAAUGGAUCCCAGCAACUCUUGAAAAUCAGAAUUUGUUUCAAGUCCUUAAUCCAAAUUGGUUCUUAAGGCUUAAAUCUCAAACUAGCCUUGGUAACUGCAUAGCAGAACUUUGGACACGGCUGCCGAUCCAUCCAUGGGCCAAGCACUGUCUGGGGAUCCAGGAGCUCAGAAGGGGCCCUCACUGGUUCUCGGCUGGUUUCCUCUGAAGGGAGACCCGCUGGGCUCAGUGAGGCUCACUUGCAGGUGGCCUGCAUAGAAUCACUUGCAAAGCAAGCAGGUGGAAGGAGGCAGAAAAUGGGAGGUCCCUUUGUGGAUUUCUCCUUUGACUCCAGUGUAGACUUCUCCCCCUCUUCUAAUCUUUAUCUCAGUAGUCAUCUUAAGUUUUAUCUGUGGGGAAAGAAUGAGCGAUGGGAGGUGGACCAGGGCACCACUGAUACCCUUUGCCAAGGGUCUUGGGUUCUUGGAACUGGUUCUGUCUCAGCACCCACCUAAGUCAUGUUUGAGGAGAUGACUUUGCAUUAGCUGCUAAAGUUGUGGCAGCUACUGGCUAGGAAGCUCUGCUGGCUCUGCGGAUAAGUAAAGCAGGGUAAGUAUUGUGUACUAUUCCUGUCAUACAAAGUUGAAAGCCAGGAGCAUCUUGUGUUAAACACAAACCACGUGCUGCGUAAACUUCACUGCAUGAAACGGGAAGGAUUGCAUUGUCACUAAUCCUCGUUUCUCCUCCGAACAGAUAUCAGUCGUCAGCACAGAUGAUGACUUAUCAUGAAGGCAGCCAUCUCCUAGUCUACUUUUGUUUUACACCAUUUGGACAGAAGCCAGUGGCUGGACAGUUUUCCUUCCUGUCAUGGGAGAAUGAAGAUGGCACAAGCUCACAAACCAUUUUCAUACGAAGCUUGUCAACGUCUGUCCACAGCAAUUCAGCUUUUAAGUCACUGGUUACCUGUAACCCUUUUAAUAAGUAUUGCCACCGCUGGCCCUGUAUAAAGCACUUUCCAAGAAGCCAUAGGGAAGGAACAAGCGCUGCAAGAAGUACUUCCUGUAAAUAAUUGUACAGGCCCCUGUAAAUUUUCCUGAGGAUAGUCUAUCAAGCACUUUGGAGAAGAAACACAUUUCAAUGUAAAUUAUUGUAUAACUUUUUUUUCAAUGGUUGGGCAAUGGCAAUAGGAGAAAACGGGUUACUCAGUCUAAUUGCCAAAAAUUUGUAAAAUUUAACUUUUGUAUGAAUUGUGAAUUUGUCCUCCCCGAACCACCUACAGGGGUGUGCAGAGGACAAUUGCUCUGUAUCAGAAAACCACUGUAAAUUUCGACACUGAAAUGGCAUUAAAGAGAAGCAAAGCUAUAGACAGGGCUGGACGUGCCGUUUGCUUGAUCCCGCUGCUGACACAUUCUGGACACCAGCUGAACUCGCUGGGGGAAGAGCUCCAGAACUUUGCUUGGAAUGAAGGGAACACGGAAAUCUGAACGGCAGGGCUGCAUGCGAAUGGUGUAGCUCUCGCCAGAUGCUGUGCAGGGUUGAGCAGCCCAGUUCACACAGCCCUCACUUCCCCCCUCAGUUACCGUAUUUUUCGCCCUAUAGGACACACUUUUUCCCCUCCAAAAAUGAAGGGGAAAUGUUUGUGUGUCCUAUGGGGCGAAUGCAGGCUUUCGCUGAAGCCUGGAGUGAGAGAGGGGUCGGUGCGCACUGACCCGUCCCGCUCGCCAGGCUUCAGGAAGCUCUGCGCAACCCCUGGGAGACCAGCACGACCUGCAUGCCGAAGCCUGGGGCGCGCUGAAGAGUGUGCCCCAAGCUUCGCGCAGCUCUCCGCAACCCUAGGGAGCCCGGCGCAACUUCCCGCCGGGCUCCCUAGGCUUGCGGAUAGCAGUCUGUUCUGGGGGCUGGGGUCGGGGGAAGCUCGGGCUUCCCCCGCCCCAGCCCCGCGCCUGGGUGGGAAAUAAUUUUUUUUUCUUUAUUCCCCCCCCCAAAAAAAACUAGGUGCACCCUAUGGGCCAGUGCGCCCUAUGGGGCAAAAAAUACGGUAAUAUCCCAACACUUGGCUUCAGCUGUUACCUUCCUGCGUCUGCCCAAUGCCUUUCAACUUCUCUCUCAGCUACUCUCAAGAGGCAGUCCUUGGAUGUCAGAGGUGCUUACGGUGCCAAUUGAGUGCUUGAUUUAUAAGCAGCUGAAUAUAAUAAUAAAAAAUAUUUUUUUAUUUAUACCCCAUCCAUCUGGCUAGGCUUCCCCAGCCACUCUCUGCAGCUUCCAGCAAAAUAUUAAAAUACAAUAAUCCAUCAAAUAUUUUAAGCUUCCCUAAACAGGGCUGCCUUCAGGUGUCUUCUAAAAGUCAGAUAGUUGUUUAUUUCUUUGACAUCUGGUGGGAGGGCAUUCCAUAGGGUGGGUGCCACCACCAAGAAGGCCCUCUGCCUGGUUCCCUGCAACUUUGCUUCUCUCAGCGAGGGAACCGCCAGAAGGCCCUCAGAGCUCGACCUCAGUGUCCAGGCAGAACGAUAUGGUUGGGGGCACUCCUUCAUACACACAAUACAGUCCCACCCGCCUCCCAGUAUGUGGAAACCACCUUUGUUUUGGGGGUGGCUCCUUUUCCUUCCAAGCGGUAGGCCCACCAUAACCCAAGUUGACUGUUGGAUGUGUUGUUUUGAAUCCUGUGACCCUCCAGCUAUUGUUGGACUCCGACUCCCCAUCAGUCCCAACCAGCACAGCCGGUGGUCAGGCAUGAUGGGGGCUGUAGGUCAGUGAUGCCUGGAGGGUCCCAGGGUCCCAAUCCCUGCUCCAAAGGGAAGGACUGGGUUGCAGCAAUACGGCUAACCUAGUCACACCUGAUAUUGAAGCAAAGGAUGAGCUGCUGGUGGUGGUAUAUCUGCCCAACAGGACUGAGCGUGGGUUUUAGUGAGUGAUUCAGCAUGUCUGGGAAUAAUGUCUCUUUCUACCACACAGCACUCCACAUAAGCAAAACACCAGGGAGAGGCUGUCUCUUGUGAUAAGUCCUGAUUUCUUAUGGCAGGAAACAACUUGCCAGCACUCUCUGGUCAUGGUGUUUUUGGAAGGGGUGUUCAAGGGAUACAUCAGGAACCAGGCAACCUCUAGGUAUGCCAUUUUCAUCCAAAUUGCCCACAAUCACAGGAGUGCAAGUUCCACCUGCUCCUGUCAGUCUAAAGUUUGGCAGGAUCCAUCCCCCAUUUCCUACAGCACUCUCCUCCACUGAGAUCAGGUAUCAGAAGUGCCCUUUCUGCUGCUUUAAAUCCAGACUGCCCUCCUUUUCCCACGAUUCUAUGUCUAAAAGAAAGCUCUCAAUUCGCUUUGCUCUCAAAAGAUGUCUACAAAUCACCAACGUUCUGAGUCAGCAGAAUCUCCUUCCUGUUGUCAUUGCAAAAGCUUCUAGAAUUGUAAGGGAAUUAUGACCAGCCUGACACAGUUAUGAUAUUGGCACGUCUUUGUGGCGCUUGCUUCCAUGUUGCAUUCUCUAUCCUCCUUAGUUUCCAAAUGCCUUUUUGCAGAGUUCUGCCAUCUGCUAUGAGCCAAGUGUGGCAAUUUCUCAUCCCCUCAGGGAAUAGUUUUUUCCUUCCAGUGCUGAAUUUCAGAGGGAUACACAUGCUUUCACCCUCUCCUGAUACUUGAUCUGUUGACAUCGUGCCAACCAAGGUAAACAAAUAAUUGCCCAUAACAGAAGUUGUUUGCAACAAUACAUUAAAAUGCAGCCUUAUGG
Messenger RNA from Podarcis lilfordi (Lilford's wall lizard), 29366 nucleotides. The record is from the annotation of a GenBank genome assembly. NCBI's taxonomy places the organism in Eukaryota, Metazoa, Chordata, Lepidosauria, Squamata, Lacertidae.